This is a messenger RNA of Penicillium odoratum, 297 nucleotides long. RefSeq lists its product as uncharacterized. The transcript has 2 exons. The record is from RefSeq and is a predicted model, not a curated record. Bases 1 to 297 code for a protein of 98 amino acids. NCBI's taxonomy places the organism in Eukaryota, Fungi, Ascomycota, Eurotiomycetes, Eurotiales, Aspergillaceae.
AUGGUCAAUUCGGAUAGUUUAAUCCCACUCGAUGAAAAGCUCCUUAUCCUGGGAAAGCAGCUCCUUCGGAGAUCCGACUACCUCGAAAUCAACACUGAGAGGUACAGAACUUUUACUCGCGACCUCGCAUCCUUGCAAGCCGGAUAUGACAAACAGGGUAAUAAAAAUGAGCCCAACGCUAUGAAUGAUUGGUUGCAGGAUAUGAAGGGACAUGCCCAGAAAUUGAAAAUGAGCUUAGAACAGGAUGAGGCCGAAGUCAAUGCAUUGGAGGAUCAGUAUCAACGAGGAUUUCCAUGA